UCAACAUCACAUGACAGAUCGAUCACCUGCUCUUUACGUACAACUUUGUUGCCGUCUGCUGGUUUAGUGAGUGUAGUUAGUUAUAUAAAUUUUUGUAAAUACAGUGUAAAAUCAUGGCAUACAGUUUACGAUACACUUUAGGAUACAUUCUCACCGGAGGGCUAUCUCUACUCGUCACUGGGAUAAUACUUUUCUACGUACUCACUGGAAAAGGUGAAAGACUCAGUAUUGGGUGGUUCCUCACUUCAACUUCCCCAUUUAUGUGGGCUAGCUUAGGAGUUGGUUUGGCAGUAUCAUUGUCUGUUGUUGGAGCUGCUCUUGGAAUUCACACGACUGGAGUGAGUAUUAUUGGUGGAGGUGUAAAGGCUCCAAGAAUCAAGACCAAGAAUUUAAUUUCUGUUAUUUUCUGUGAAGCUGUAGCUAUCUAUGGGCUCAUCACUGCCAUUGUUCUCUCUGGUCUCAUUGAAGAAUUUUCUUAUGCCAAUGCAGAAAUGAAUCCCGAACUGAAGGCUAUGAAUUGGAUGGCUGGACACAUAUUAUUUGGUGCUGGAGUUAGCGUCGGCCUGGUAAAUCUAUUCUGUGGAAUGGCUGUAGGAGUUGUUGGUUCCGGAGCCGCACUUGCCGAUGCUGCAAAUUCUGCUUUAUUUGUGAAGAUUUUAAUCAUCGAGAUCUUCGGAAGUGCUAUUGGUUUGUUUGGCCUCAUCGUUGGUAUCUACAUGGUUUCAAAAGCCAAAAUGGGAGACAAAUCUUAAACAUUUUAAAGACCCAAGUUGUAAGUAGUACUAGUGUACAAUCGGUAAUGCGCAGUGCUCUGGUGUGCUUGUAUUCAAAAAUUAAUGCAAUACCUACCAUUUCUUCCAAAACAAAUUGUACAGUAUUGACAUUUUUUAAAUGAUUUACAAGUUCUAUUGUAUUACUAACUGUAAAGACGGAUACAGUUGGGUUCUCAGCGUACAAGUGCAUUAAAUAUAUAUAUAGUAAUAUUAUUUAGCCUAAGUUGUGAUUUUCAAAUAUAUUUUAUGAAGUUGGCUUUUGGAAUAAAAGUAAUAGAUCAACUAAGCCUACCCAAUUAAGUAGCCUACCGUACUGAUCAGGGCUAACUGGUGCAGUAUGGACAAUGAAUCAAAUUGUUGUGUAAUAAGUUAUUUGAGAACUUGCGUGUGAGCCAAUCCAUACAGUAAUAUAAAGUAAUUAUUUUACCCCAUCUGGACUCUUAAGUUGUUCAAAUUAAGAAUAAAUAGUAACGGAAAAUAAAAAGAAGUAUGUUUAAAAGAGUUAAGUUUUGUUUUUUUAUUGCCAUCCCCUUUUAUCAGAGAUAUGAACAAUUUUCUGGUACAAUACUUUGUCUAUUGUAGGAACUUAUAUCAUAAUUAAACUUACUUACAUGCAUCUUAAACUAGCAUGUUGGAAAAAUUCAAAUGUUGUAAACUUAAUUCUUAAAAUGCCACAUCUGUGAUUUGUCAGUUUAGGCUAUAUACUAGUAUUGGCAGCACAGUGUUUUGAGCUCGAGUGGGCCACAAUGUGAUCCUGUUCUUUCUCCUAACAAGCUGAGUAUUUACAUUACUCAUGCAUUACUCAUGUUUAGAGCUAAUAAUUAAUAGUUAUUAUUUGGAUCAAGUCAAUUAAUAGGUGUUAUCUAGAUGGCUGCAGUAUAAUAAGUGGCCACCAGUACAAUCGAAUCACUAUCGAUUAGAAAUAUUGAAACUAUCGAAUAUAACAACAUUUAACCAAUAGAUAUUCAUAAUUAAUAAUUCCCAGCUGUUUUUAUUUGACAGAAUAACUGUAUUACAUAAAAUUAGAUCGAUUACUGUACAUAAAAACGCACAUUAGAAGACUUAUCACUAUAAAUUUGGUUUAAUGAAUAUAUAAUCGUGUACUAAUUUUUAUGGAACCAAACCAACUAUGACUUUCUAAUAAAUGAACAUUGUUUUAAUGUCAGCAGUAUGUGCAAAAAUACCGUUUCAGAUAGGUUAUCAUUUUGUAGAGAGGUUUGUUUUGUAUGGAAUUAUAAAAAAGUAACUUAAGUAUUAUUAUUUUCUAUUAUCUUAAAUACCUAUAUUUCUUUGACAUAUAAAAAUAUAGCUUCACUAUAAUACAAUCAUAAAAGUCUAUAACGUAAUUCAGUUUGACAUUACUGUUCCAAAUUAAUUCAAACAAAGUAAAAUUAUGUGUAUGGUAUUUGAAUAAUGGCCGCAAGUACAAUAGCGAUGUGCAUUUGUUAUUUGUGUCAUAAGGUGGCGGACAAGUUUAUCCUUCAAAUUAAUAAAAAGUAACUAAAUAUUACACUUUUGUUUGUUACAUUUUCUAAAUAUUUAUAGUCUUCGAUCAUUUUUUAUUCAUCAUUGAAUUAUUACUUUUUAAGAUAUAAAAACAGUCAAACUAUAUUGUAAUUUGAAAUACCUAUUACGUAAUUUGGUUUGACAUUUUGGUUUCAGUAGUUUUAAGAUAGUUAUGAAUAUUGAGAAUUUGAUAAUCAUGAAUAUUGAUUCGAUUGACGUGGUGGCAGCUUUUUAUACUGUAGCAUCUCCUUAAAAUGCAUGUAUAGGUCUAAUGAUCAAAAACAUUCUUAGAGUGUUAUAACAUGUACAAUUAGCCUGAUAAAUGUUAAAUCUAAAGCGGCCUAAAGUGAAAUAAAUCAAUGUAGGCUGGUACCAAAACGUAUGACAAGUGUUCAGAUGUUGUUAAUUGAAACAAACAACAUUCAUAAUUCACUUGGUUUGCUGAUAAGGCUGUCAACGGUUUGAUUAUAUGUUUGUCUUGUUUAAUUAAAUUUUAUAAAACAUCGUACAGCUUACUAAGUAAAAAUAAAAGGUAUUAUGGAAUGACUGUUUUUCAGUGACUCACAACAUAAGUUGAUGACAUUAGGCACAAUUGUCAUGAUAUGAUUAGAUACUUGUUGAUUAAAACAAAUAUAAGUAUAAAAUAGGAUAAUUACUUCUACCACCAAAAUUAAAUUUCCUAAAAUGUUAUGAAUAAAAUAUCUAGUAGCUUGUAAAUAUAAGAAACACAGGCUAAAUGUAACAUAGUUGUGGAAACUAACUUUAAUUAGAAAGGAAUGAGGACAAGUACAGAAGUGUUGUGUAAUUUUUAGGUUAAGAAGAUGUGCUAAAGUUGAUCAAACAUUAUGUUUGUCCACUCGAGCAUGUUUUCAUCAUAUUUUUCCAACUUAUGCCUUAUUCCAACUUGCUUCUUAGUUUAUGUCAUUGAUACAAAUACACCAGUCUCCACUGCUGAAGUUAAAAAAACCCAUAAAUUCAUGUCACAUUCUAAGUAGAAAUUUUAUAAAUAAUCUAAAAUAGAGGCUCACGUCUAAGAUUAUAGAGAGUUAGUGAACUUGUUAUAAUUUACUCUAGAAUUCGUGGACCAUUACUGUGUUUGCAAAGUUUUUGUAAGAGUUGUCUAGGUUCUAAACGUGUUGACCACAGCAAAAUAUCAUUUUUAAUCUACAUGGGAACCAAACACUUUGAAACAUUUGGCAGUUAGUCCUAAAAAUCCUUUAGUAAGGUAUUAUACUAAUACUUACCAAGAUGACAGCCUCAAGUAUAAAAAUACAUAGUUAUUGUAAUACAUUUUUGAACCUAUGUUUUAUUGGUUUAAACCUCUCAGGAAAAAGAAAAUCUAAUAAGAGUUUUAGCUUUGAUUGUAUUAGUUACUCGGGAGACGAAUCAUUCAUACACAUAAGGUGUACUAAAGCCUAAGGGAUUAUUACAGUUACAUCUGUGGCUGCGCUACAUAACUUUGAUUAGUACCGUUCAAAUAUUUUUUCUACCUGAGGUACUUGAGAUUCACCCUACAGAUGGCAAUUUGAGUGCCCACUUUUCAUAUGCCUCAUUUUAUAGUAUUGAAUGAGUUACCUCUUUUGUAACUAAUACAAUCAUGGGUUUUAGUAAGAUUUGUAAGUAUAAGAUGACCAUUAGGAAAUAUUUUUUGACCAGUGUAUGAUAAUGUUAUGGUUUUCGAGUUCACUCAGAAAAUUAGAAGAAAAAUACAGUACGGUAUAUGUUUCUACGAACUUUAUUGUGUUUAAAAAAUGAAAUACACUCGUCCAUUGGCGUGAAAAUAAACAAAUGCUUUAAACACCACAAAAUUCAUUGAGUAAAGAUAAUUGUUUUGUUAAAAGUAUGAUUAUCACCAUCUAAUUUAUUUGAACAUUCCAUUAAAUUUAAUUUAUAUUUAUUUUAAGUAGUAUUUGUGCACAAAUAAAUUUAGGUGAAGGUUAACAUUAUUAAAAAGUGAGCAACACCUUUUUGGAAGACAAAACAUAAUUAACCUUUUUACGAGUGUACUGAAAGACAGCAGAAAUAAAUGUACAUAGCAAUGUGAGGAGGCAUUACAAUUUUACCAGAGUGAAUACUGAGAACUACUUUGCUGAUGUAUUGUUUUAUCUAGCAGAGGUUGUUUUAAUAACGUUUCCAGUUAUUCCUAUAGUGUUGCUGUACAAAGCCUGACUUGUUUUGACUCCCCGUAAAUCUGUUACUUGCGUGUAGCUGCCUUAAUGCACAGCAUAUCCCGUCUACACUCGUCAUCAGGUUAAGAAUGUUCGUAAUACAAGCCCCUCUAAUGUAACCAAUGUUAAAAUGUUUAUAUUGCAAGGUGAUUGUUGUUUAUGGUUUUAUAUUAUAUUCAGCCUAUGGCUUACAUGGUAUAGGCUAUUGUGAGAUAAAUGUAAAGUUAACACAGUGUACAUAGCACUAGUUUGUUGUUUAGGUAUAAAUCAGUGGUAACAAUUUAAUAGUUAUAUUCGUUUAUAAAUUUUGGAGUGGCAUGGGUCACAGAUCAAGGCCGUUUGUUUGUUAAGAGAUGAUUUGGAGAUGCUGGCCAAUACUGUUUGUUUAUGUAGGAAAAAAUGAGAUUAGUUUCUGUUUAACGUGGAAACUUAGUUAAAAGGGAGCAGGAUUGUGAUCCUGGAAUUUGUUAAAUUAAAAUGAGCAACAUUUACCAGUUUUCAUAUAUAUAUAUAUACUUUCAGUCCAAAUUAAAAUCUAUAAAAAGAUUGUUAUGUUACCUUUUCUUGUCACUCUAAUUUUAUUUAUUAAAUUAUAUUGUUAUUAACAGGAGAGCUAGUCGCUUCACAAUCUAAGGCGUCGAACUUUGAAUUUGAGUAAUAUAAAUAAUUUUAGUCCUUAUGCUUUUUGAUUAAAUCCUCACAGGCCUUUGGCUAAUGAUGAGCAAAAUAAUGCCAAAUGAGGGAUUGACCUCAAAUCAUUGCUAAAACUAGGUAUCAAUUCAGGAUUGGAUGGGAGUGCCGUGGACUAAAACAUUUUACGACGCAUAUUUGGAGUAAAAGUCAAAGACUGUUUAAACGAACAUACAUGUAUUAUAAGAAUAUUAUGAAUUGUAAAAAAUAUGUUUUGCUAAACUGUCAAUAAAUAAUAUAACUUUUCAAACUACUUAAAAUUUACCGGACUUUUGUUUUACAAUUUGGUACAACUUCCAAAAUUUAUAGACUUUCAGUGGAACAUAUCUAAUAUUUUGUCUAAAGAGUUAGUUUAACUAAUAUAUUGGAUUUACAAUAUUUUAACCAAAUGCGAAAUUUAUUCCAUAAUAAUAUAUUGAAAGUUGAAAUAAUAUUCUUAAUUGGCACAGUUCUGUUAUUAUAAAUUAUUAUAAUUAUUCACUAGUUUAGGGACAAUGUUUAAUAUUAUUCUGAAGAAAUGUUAGCAUUUCAUCUGAAUUUAUUAUUACAUUUAAAUAGUCUGGGAAUAUGAUCAUACAUUGUUUAUUUAUGUCUGAAUUAGAGAUUUGAAGUGCUAAUAUUUAGGCAAUAACCUUUUUUCUGUUAAAAUUCAAGAAUUUAUACAGGUUAAAUGUAAAUAAAUGUAAAAGACGUACAUAUAUCAAAGAAAGUUUUUGAUUAUGUGGUUUUUUGCUACUGUAUUUCUGUAUAGGGCUUACAUGUCGUAGGCAGUCAAGAGAUUUACUGUAAAGUUAUAAAUGUACAUAGGCCUAGUUUAUUAAUUAGAUUUAUCAGUGUUAACAAUUCAUUAUAACAAUAGUUAGUCAAAGUAUUAAUAUAUUUUCAUUGAGAAUAUAACAAACAUCUUGUAGUUAUUGUUGGAAUGGUGUAAAAUGUAAAUAAACUCAUCAUGUCAAAUGUA
Molecule: messenger RNA, 6098 nt
Organism: Homalodisca vitripennis (glassy-winged sharpshooter)
Lineage: Eukaryota; Metazoa; Arthropoda; Insecta; Hemiptera; Cicadellidae
Product: V-type proton ATPase 21 kDa proteolipid subunit-like
Exons: 1
Coding region: 114-752 (212 amino acids)
Biological process (GO): proton transmembrane transport
Cellular component (GO): proton-transporting V-type ATPase, V0 domain
Molecular function (GO): proton-transporting ATPase activity, rotational mechanism
Source: RefSeq, a predicted model, not a curated record